Molecule: messenger RNA, 1806 nt
Organism: Pecten maximus
Lineage: Eukaryota; Metazoa; Mollusca; Bivalvia; Pectinida; Pectinidae
Product: arylsulfatase B-like
Exons: 12
Coding region: 12-1241 (409 amino acids)
Source: RefSeq, a predicted model, not a curated record
GGCACUGUUUCAUGACGGGAGUGUAUCCAUUCAAAGCUGGACUUCAGCACUUAGUCAUAGCACCACAACAAGCGGUAUGCUCACCACUGAAUCACACCUUUCUUCCACAAUACUUGAAAAAAGAGGGAUAUGCGACUCAUGCCAUAGGGAAGUGGCAUCUUGGGCUCUGUAAGUGGGAGUGUACCCCGACUUACCGAGGAUUCGAUACGUUCUAUGGGUAUUACCAGGGUAAGGAAGAUUACUACAACCGGACUAUAGCCGGCGGAAAGGAUUUCAGAGAUAAUAAAACCCCCAUUUUACCUGACACUUCAAAGUACUCAACAUAUGUCUUUGCCGAACGAGCGAGGGAAGUAAUAGCUCAACACGACAAGAACAAGCCAUUCUACCUCUACUUCCCGUUCCAGUCAGUCCAUCCACCGAUAGAGGUUCCAAAAAGUUACGAGGAUAUGUAUAGCAACAUAACGAAUGAAGGAAGGAGAAAAUAUUGUGGAAUGGUAACGGCUAUGGACGACCUGGUAGGAAAUAUUACCGCCGCCCUGAAGGAGAACGGAAUGUAUGAUGACACACUAUUCGUCUUCACCGCCGACAAUGGAGGAUGGACACAAUAUCACGGUAACAACUACCCACUACGAGGCGGUAAAGUUACUAUAUACGAGGGGGGUACCCGGGCGACGGCAUUCAUCAAUGGAAAAAUGCUGAGUAAAACAGGAUAUACAUAUAAUGGAAUGAUACAUGCUGUAGACUGGUUGCCGACUCUUCUCUCAGCCGCCGGUGGAACACCACCUCAAGAAAUUGAUGGCAUUGACCAGUGGGAGAGCUUGAUGACUGGUGCACCAUCUAAAAGAACCGAGUUCAUAUACAAUCUGGAUGAUAUGAAUCCUCCUUUCCAAGGACAUGCUGCCAUCAGAGUUGGGGACUAUAAGCUUAUAGAAGGUUACCCCGGUGUCUAUCCUGGCUGGUACAAACCGGAAACCGAAACAGAAAGCACUAAUAACAAAGAGGAGGAGUUCAAAAGCCAAGAAGGAAACGUUACGGGGACAAACGAGUUGUAUAAUUUAAAGGAUGAUCCGUACGAGCGACACGACCUCUCCCUAUCAGUAUCACACGCCCCGAUUGUAGAGGAACUCAGUAGGAAAAUGGCAGAAUAUCAUAAACAAAUGGUUCCCGCCAAUUUCCCGCCGAUUUCAGACGCCGGCAAUCCCCAGAAUUUUGGCGGAUAUUGGUCCCCUGGCUGGUGCUGAAAGUUGAUUAAUUUGACACGAUGCCCAUCUGAAAGAUGGCCAUUCUUGAUUUGAAACGAUAUCCCUCUGUCUGAGGUUUUUCAUAUUCACAUUAAUUCCGUCUGUGAUUUGUAUCUUCACAAAACAUUCAGGACAUUUAUUCUUUCCAACGAAGGCUCGUGUCAUGACAGAACAGUUGUAAGUUAAAGGCAAUGGAAAAUAUCAAUCCUUGGUUUUCACCAUGACAGAAAGAAUUUCGCGUUUCAAAAAGGGUUUUCGCCAUUAUAGAAAGAAUUACUCUUUUCAAAAAAAGGUUUUUCAGCAAGACAGAAAAAGUUACUUAUCUACAGAAGUGUUUUCACUACAACAGAAAAACAUACGAGUCUCAAGAGGGGUUUUCAUUAUGACAAAAAUAGUAACGCGUCUCGAAAAGGCGUUUCAUUAUGAGAAUACUUUCAAUCAAAAAUAUAUAAAAACAGAAACGAGUUAUACUUCAUUGGUUUAAAAAAUAAAUGUUGUCGCCUCCGCAUUAUGUUUAUCAGUGAUACAUUAUAAAGAUUUGUCUUUUUUUUUAAUUGUGAAUAAA